CGGUAUCCGGAUAGCACACACCAGCAGUAUGGCACCACGACGCAUGCUCGGGCGCUUGGCCCGGGCCAUGGCAGGCGCAUCGGCUAUCCCUGGAAAAUGGACGGUGACGCGGCCGAUGGACGUACCCCAUCGUACUGGCAGCGUCGUCGUCGCCGGCCUUCUCAUUGGCGCAGGCCUCACCGCCGUGGGCGCGGCCAAGGUGUACUCAACGGCGCUACCCCACGGCGAUUUGGACAGCGCAAUUCCAUGCGAAGAGGUGCCAAAAGACAACGAGCCGAUGGAUCUCGACCGCCUGCUUGCGGUGCUGGAUGCCCUCGCCGCGGCCUACGAGGCGACCGAGGCGUGCGUUACCGCAUGGGAGCACGAGCUGCGCGAUGAGAACGCAUUGACGGAAGCGCAGCUACUCGAGGCGAUCACGACCCGAUACGCACUCGCCCGCGACGAGGCCAAGGCCACCGUGUUUGCUUCGUUCGCGUGCGCGGCGAGCGAGGUGGAUCGCGCCAUCGCCGCCUUUGGCGCCGACAGCAACGUCAUGGCAUGUCUGAACCGUCUCCGCGCUACGAGCUAUGCAGCCGUGGACGUGCCACCGACGCUGACGAAAGAACAAGUGCUGCUGCUCGUCGCCGAGACCCUCGAUACGAUCGCCGCAGCGAUUGAAGAAGCAACAAACGACGCAAAGAAGCUCGGCAAAGCCGACUCGGCGGACGACAAGCGCGCGUGGACAAAGGCGAUCCAUGCGCGUGCCAACCACAAGGCAGCGAAACACCUUGGCGACGGCGCUCUCUUGUUGGCCGCACUUCGCGCGUACAGCGUCGAUGCGGCCUUUGUGCAGCAGCUCCAGACGCUCCAGGCUGCCCACCGCGCAAGGCUGGCUGCACUAUAAAGUCUCGGGAAAUAUUAUAUCUGGGAGGUUUGCGAUCGAAGUUGGUUGGCUGGAACGUUCCGGCGCCUCGUAUGCGUUCUCAAAGGGUCCGGAUAGCGUUGUGGACCAUCAGUCGUAUCGAUUCUCGCAGGUUCUCACACACAUACAGUGUCUUAGUCAAUACGAAAGUGAUAUCUGCGAUCUUUGCGAUCGUCCUGCAGUCGACGACGACGAGCCGCUGAGAGUGAGCAACGAAGGACGAACGAGCUCUCCGGGUCUAUGACAGCAUUGCUGGCCACACGGAGACCCCAUGGUCGCAUGGUCGUAGGUGGCUAGCGCGCCAGUGCGGCAAAUGCUGGUGCUGGACCUUCCGCCCUUCUGCGG
This is a messenger RNA of Saprolegnia diclina VS20, 1246 nucleotides long. RefSeq lists its product as hypothetical. The transcript has 5 exons. Lineage: Eukaryota; Oomycota; Saprolegniomycetes; Saprolegniales; Saprolegniaceae. The record is from RefSeq and is a predicted model, not a curated record. The coding region runs from base 29 to 883 and encodes 284 amino acids.